Messenger RNA from Daphnia pulex (common water flea), 1159 nucleotides. RefSeq names its product peroxisome assembly protein 12-like (gene Pex12). The record is from RefSeq and is a predicted model, not a curated record. Gene Ontology annotation, biological process: protein monoubiquitination; protein import into peroxisome matrix. NCBI's taxonomy places the organism in Eukaryota, Metazoa, Arthropoda, Branchiopoda, Diplostraca, Daphniidae. Gene Ontology annotation, cellular component: peroxisomal membrane; peroxisomal importomer complex. The coding region runs from base 157 to 1053 and encodes 298 amino acids. The transcript has 4 exons. Gene Ontology annotation, molecular function: zinc ion binding; ubiquitin-protein transferase activity; protein binding.
GCGUUUCGCGUUUCGCUUUCGCAGUUUAGGGACGCCCUUAAACAGUGCUGUAUUUUUGUUUGACACAAAAAAAGCAAGACAAAUUCAUGUAAUAAAAACAACAUUAUGCCGUUUUCUUUUGAAUAAGCAAGGUUUUUAAAUUUGAGUACUUACGUUAUGGCUGAAAGAGGGGCGCAUUUAAGUCAGUUACUUCUAGAUUCUAGUAGGCCAUCGAUUUUUGAGUUAGUUGCUCAGGAAGGACUUAAUCAAGCCCUUCGUGGGACCAUAAAGUUCGUCUUCAGGGUGUGUGCUAAUCAUUAUCCAGAAACAUUUGGUUUAUCAUUUCGCUGGGCAAAUGAAAUUCAGUUACUAUUUGAUUGUUUUCUGCAAAACUAUUACCUACGAAACUAUGGAGCUUCAUUUGCUGAAAAUUUUUAUGGAUUAGAACGAGUCACAAAAGAAGACUGCACUUUGAAUGGGAAAGGAACACUUCACUCUCUAAUCAGUUUGACAAUUCUGCCAUAUGCCUUGUCCAAAUUAGAUGCCUACUUUUCAGAAAGGCAGCAGCACAACCAGCAACAUCCUGUUCUCAACUUUUCGAGUAUCCGGUUCAUCUAUGAUUUGACAGUCUUAGUGAACUGGAUGCUCUAUACAUGGGGCAAAUCUGUGACCCAUUCACCUAUUUUGCACCUUCUUGGAUUGAAGUUAAAACAUGGUGGUGACAACAGUAGCCCUGGCAUUUCACUCACUAAAAUAAUUGAACUGAGUGCCUUCUUCAUCCAAUUUCUUGAGUGGUGGUUUACUAAUCAGUCAUCACAGGCUAAGAGUAUGCUUUCCUUACCCAUUCCACCUCCUCCACAUUCCAUUGUACAGAAUCAACACUCCAAACCAAGGACUGGUGUUUGUCCCCUUUGUCAACAGCAAUGGAAAAAUGAGUGCGUUCUUCGCGUAUCAGGUUAUGUUUACUGCUAUCGCUGUAUUUUGCCCUACCUAAAAGAGAAUAACAAAUGCCCCAUCUCCAAGCUUCCAGCAUCCCCAAAUGACCUGAUACGUAUAUUUGCCAACGCCGAGUAAACAACGUCCCAAAGAUUUGCAGAUUUCGAUCCUGUGGAACAAAUUGCACAAUAUUGAUGUUAACUUACUUUCAAACAGAUACAUAUAAAUACAAGAUUGAAAUACA